UGAUGAAACGCGGUGCUGUUCUAUUUCAGAGUAUGCCCUUUUCAUCGUUUCGAUUGUUGCUUUGAUCCACUACUAGGUGAUCUGGUGAGCAACAGCCCUAUAUUAUGCUUCGCACGCAACGCAGACGUAGCUCUAUGCGGUGCACGACAACGAAAUCGAAGAUGACUCACAAUCUAUUUGUCAAAAAGUAAUCAUGCUGAACGUAAGCGAGCACUUCCUCGAGGAGGUCCGCGUUGCCUUAGCCUAUGUGAAGGAAUCCGCGCGCGUGAUUCUGCACACGAUUCUCGUGCAACGGUCCAUCGGAGGCCAGCAGGCGGUGGACGUGCGGACGGUGUGGUCCGAGCAGCUGGAACUCGCGUACUGCAGGCUAGAGGACCUGGAGCUGCAGGAUCUGGUGGAAACGAAAGUUAAGGAGUUUGUGGACAUGUUCGAGAAGAAUCAGAACCAGAAGCGCAGCGGGUGUCUCAGCCUCCACUUCUACACGACAAAAAGCAAGAAGGCCAGCGUGUGGAAUCUGCUCCUGGGCCAGGAAGAAAAGAUCGUCUUCGAAACCUGGCGCAUACCACUAACACUGCAAAACCUUCGACGUUACACCCACCCGGAAGACGAGCUGCUGCAGGAAGCAAACUUGCAGCGGACCGCCGCGCAGUACGUCCGGCUCACGGUUGAAGAGUGCGUGCGGAAAGUGAUGACCAGUAACAUGGACCACUUGCCGCCCCCACCACAGCAUCUGCCGGUCUAUCGAUUUGAAAUCGCGUUUGACUCAGGUGCUCCAUUCUCACCACGGGCUUUUUCUCAGGCAAUCAAGAUUCCCUACAUAAGUUGA
Amoebophrya sp. A120 is the source of this 826-nucleotide messenger RNA. NCBI's taxonomy places the organism in Eukaryota, Dinophyceae, Syndiniales, Amoebophryaceae. The record is from the annotation of a GenBank genome assembly.